This is a messenger RNA of Rhododendron vialii, 1472 nucleotides long. RefSeq names its product F-box protein SKIP2-like. Lineage: Eukaryota; Viridiplantae; Streptophyta; Magnoliopsida; Ericales; Ericaceae. Gene Ontology annotation, molecular function: protein binding. The record is from RefSeq and is a predicted model, not a curated record. Gene Ontology annotation, biological process: SCF-dependent proteasomal ubiquitin-dependent protein catabolic process. Gene Ontology annotation, cellular component: SCF ubiquitin ligase complex. The transcript has 2 exons. Bases 70 to 936 code for a protein of 288 amino acids.
GAAUACCAGAACACGUUCUCUCUCUUUCUCUCGUUGUGGUAAGAAGAAAACUGAGAUACGAAAGAGGAAAUGACGAGGAGAAUCGGAACUAAAAAUUGUACCGACGUCCGAUCGGAGCUCCUGUUUGCGCUGGAGACGGAGGAGGGUAUUAUGGGCAACCACGACUAUAUCUCCGAACUUCCCGACGAGUGCUUGGCUUAUGUUUUCAAAUUCCUCGGCUCCGGCGACAGGAAAAACGCCUCCCUUGUCUCCAAACAGAUGCUGAAAGUCGAGAGACAGAGCCGCCGUCGGCUGACUCUCAGCGCUGCCCAAUCGGACCUCCUCCCCUCCCUGCUCUCCCCCUUCGACGCCGUCACCGAGCUCGUCAUCCGAUGCCACCGCAGCUCCAUCAUCGACGCCGACGACAUGCUGAUUCUGAUCGGUAAGCACCGUGGUAAUAACAGUAUUGAGGAACUAGUCCUAACUGGUGUGAAUGUGAGUUGUAUCGGCCUCGAAUCAGUGGCUAGGAAUUUCCCAAAAUUGGAGCGGUUGACUUUAUGUGGGAGAAGUAAGACGAGGAUUGGGGAUGCAGAAAUCUCGUGUGUUGCUUCGAAUUGUGUGGGGUUAAAGAAGCUGUGUAUCAAAGGGUGUCCCGUAACGGAUCAGGGGAUUAAAGCUUUUGCAUUGGGGUGUCCUAAUUUGGUGGAAAUCAAGGUUAAAAAGUGCAAGGGAGUGACGAGUGAGGUUGUACAUUGGUUGCUGGUAAGGAGGGGAUCGUUGGUGGUGAAUUUGGAUGUGGGUGAGAUUGGAGUUGGUGGGUUGGAGUUGGAUUCUGAAAGUGAUGGAAGUGAUGGUGGUGGUAUACAAGAAAAUGGUGUGGACAUUCCACCAAUGGUGCUGAGCCGCCAAGUCAGUGAAUGGUGGCCGCCAGUUUUCAGGAGCUGCACAUUAUCCUGAGAUACGACUCUCUCUGGGGUUUGGUCCGGUGUCUCACCAAAUUUCUUCCCCAAAUCUCAAAUUAACCAAGGGAUCUUGGAGCAUUCUUCUCCUAAAGUCGAGUUCUAGCCUUUGAUCGCGUUGGAAAGCUCGGAGGAGGUGUUUUCGGGAGAGGUUUUGCCUGGGGAUUCUUGGGGUAUUAAUUUCAACCUUCAAGGGAUUGCCAAGAACUUGAAGAAGUACGGCAAGAAGUAAGAAGCGGAGGACCAAGACGUGUCGCUGCUGUUGAGCGGGCAGGACCGUGAGAAGCGGAAGAUGUUGAAGGAAGAAUGGGAGAGAUGGGUUUUGGAGUGGAAGCGAUUACACGAAGAAGAGAAAUCAGACAAGCAGUGGCUUAACACGAAUCGCUUGCCUUUGUUAAAAGCACGUUGUAUUAUGGCUGUAGCAUGAAUGGGGUUUUGUUGUUGCAUUGUUGGUCAACUUGUUUUCUUCCAUGAAGUACACAAUUUAUAAAACUUGUUCAAAUAAGCUCGUUAAGGAAAACAAGUUCAAAACCA